This is a messenger RNA of Erythranthe guttata (spotted monkey flower), 1026 nucleotides long. The record is from RefSeq and is a predicted model, not a curated record. Lineage: Eukaryota; Viridiplantae; Streptophyta; Magnoliopsida; Lamiales; Phrymaceae.
AUGGCGAGACGUAUAACCCGAGGAAACUCGAGCACUCCUUCCGAUGAACCACAAGACCCCAAUCAAACCAUUAACGAUCUUUCGAACUUAAUCCGUGAACAAGCCCAAAACCACCAACGCCAAAUCGAACAACUUCUCCAACAUAACCAAGCCCCGCCUCAAAAUAACGCACCCCAAGCCAUAUACGAACGAUUCCUCCGAAUGAACCCGUCCGAAUUCCACGGUGGAACCGAUCCCGCCAUAGCCGAAGAGUGGAUCAAAUCUCUCGAAGUCAUCUACGACUACAUGCAAAUGACCGACCGUGACCGUGUACACUGUGCCAUAUUCCUACUUCGAAACGAAGCUCGUCACUGGUGGGAAGGAAUCAAGGAAGGAACGAACCUCGAAACUUUGCCGUGGACUGAUUUCAAAGUCCAAUUCUUCGAAAAGUAUUUCUCGAAAGAUGUGCGAGCCCACAAACUCAAAGAAUUCCUCGAACUCCGCCAAGGCGACUUACCAAUGAUUGAAUACAUCCGUCGUUUCGAACGUGGCUGCCUCUACGCUCCAUUCAUCGCUCGAGAUGCCGAGGAGAAGAAGAACCAUUUCAUUCGUGGCCUCCAACCCGAGAUCCGCAGAGACAUUCGUAUGUCCGACGCCUCGACUUUCCGACAACUCGUAGACAAAGCCCUCAUGGCUGCCCAGGACGAACAAGACAUUCAAAACAGCCGCCGACCUCAAGGAGUUACUCAACACCCAUGGAAAAAGGGGAACUUUGGCAACCGUCCAAUUCGAGGGAAAGAAAUUCAGCCCGUUCGCCAGCCAACCGGACCACUACCACCGCCACCACCGUCGAAACCAAUAUGUCCGAAAUGUGGGAAAGGACACUUUGGAGUCUGCACCUAUGGAACGGGUAACUGUUUCCGAUGCCAAAAGCCCGGACACAAGGCACGAGAUUGUCCGAAUGCUCCGAACACCGUCCCCGGCCAAGUAUUUGCCAUGACUCAAGAACAAAUUGAGCAGGAUCCCUCUACGACAGCAAUCAAUUAA